This is a messenger RNA of Rhea pennata, 6620 nucleotides long. It is a transcript of the gene GJC2, whose product is annotated as gap junction protein gamma 2. Gene Ontology annotation, cellular component: connexin complex. The transcript is spliced from 3 exons. Gene Ontology annotation, biological process: cell-cell signaling. The coding region runs from base 255 to 1502 and encodes 415 amino acids. The record is from RefSeq and is a predicted model, not a curated record. Gene Ontology annotation, molecular function: gap junction channel activity. Lineage: Eukaryota; Metazoa; Chordata; Aves; Rheiformes; Rheidae.
GCUUGACCGCGGCGGCAGCCGCUUAUCUAGGGCCGGGCGCCGGGCUCCAGAGCGCGGGAAAAACCUGGAAUGCGGAUUGGGGGCAGAAACCCACGGCGAGGACACGCACUAUGUCCCUGUAUUUUAUACGCUGCGUGUGAAAUAGCGCGGAGAAGCCCGGAGUUAGAUAAUAGUGAAUGAACGGACUGCAAAGCCCGAGGGAUGGGAGAUGCCCUGGCGUGAUCUCUCCGGCAGGUUAUAACUGAGUAGCCCUUAUGACCAACAUGAGCUGGAGUUUUCUAACCCGCCUGCUAGAAGAGAUUCACAAUCACUCCACCUUCGUGGGGAAGGUCUGGCUCACCGUGCUGAUCGUAUUCCGCAUCGUCUUGACAGCAGUUGGAGGAGAGUCCAUCUACUCCGAUGAGCAGAGUAAGUUCACCUGUAACACCAAGCAGCCCGGCUGUGACAACGUCUGCUACGAUGCCUUUGCGCCGCUAUCACACGUCAGGUUCUGGGUCUUCCAGAUCAUCAUGAUAUCCACCCCUUCGGUCAUGUACCUGGGCUAUGCCAUCCACAGGAUUGCCAGGUCCUCGGAAGAGGAGAAGAAGUUCAAAGGGUUCAAGAAGAAGAAGCAGUUUGCUUUGAAUUGGCAAGCGGUGCGCAACCUCGAGGACCCGAUGGAGGCAGAUGAAGAGGAGCCCAUGAUCUCUGACGAUACAGCAGAAAAUGAAAAAGACAAAGCCAAGCCCAAAAGCAAAGAACAGCAGAAGCACGAUGGGAGAAGGCGCAUCCAGCAAGAAGGACUGAUGAAAAUCUAUGUCUUCCAGCUACUUGCCAGAGCUUCAUUUGAAGUUUGCUUCUUGGUAGGGCAGUAUCUUCUGUAUGGUUUUGAAGUUGAAGCUUAUUAUGUCUGCAACAGAGUCCCUUGCCCUCACACUGUGGACUGCUUUGUGUCCAGGCCAACAGAGAAGACGAUCUUUCUCCUGGUGAUGUAUGUUGUGAGCUGUCUGUGCUUAUUGCUCAACAUGUGUGAGAUGUUUCAUCUGGGAUUUGGGACUAUCCGAGACGCCAUUCGUAACCGAAAAAUCAACAGUUUUAGGCAGCCUCCCUACAACUACGCCUACCCAAAGAACAUCUCCUGCCCUCCUGAGUAUAACCUGGUAGUGAAAUCAGAGAAGUCCACCAAGAUCCCCAAUAGCCUGAUGGCCCAUGAGCAGAACUUGGCUAAUGUCGCUCAGGAGCAGCAGUGCACAAGCCCAGAUGAGAAUAUCCCAGCAGACUUGUCCACCCUUCACAAACACUUGCGAGUGGCCCAGGAGCAAUUAGACAUAGCGUUUCAGAGCUACAGCAGCACCCAACCCAACACACAGCCUUCCCGAACCAGCAGUCCCGCCUCGGGUGGUACAGUGGUAGAGCAGAACAGGGCCAACACCGCCCAGGAGAAACAAGGUGCUAAACCCAAAGCCUGCUCAGAGAAAGGAAGCUCAAGCAGCAAAGACGGAAAGACAUCUGUAUGGAUAUAGCUUGUUUAAAAGGAGAGGGCAGUGUAAGUGGGGUUUUUAUUUGUUUCUCUUUUUCAGUAUUGUCUUGAGUUCGUUUCACAAGGCACAGGCACAAUUUUUAUAUGGAAGUCAGCAGUGAAAAGGAGUUUCAGACCAAUUUAGUGUUGUCUUCUAGUACAUUAACAAGAGACAUUUCCUUUCCAUUUCCAAGCCGUUCUCCGGCUGGGAACCUCCAGCGAGCAAUAGCAAGGGUCGGAGCCUUCGCAUAUCCGACCCAUUCGGUCAUUGCCGUGUCCCCCAACAGGACUGGACAACGCACUGCGAUGGGGAGAGGAGCUGCUGGUCUUUCAGAAGAGAAGUCACCCUUAGAGUGAUCAACUCCUCCCCUGCAGUGUGAGGAUAGUGUACUGUAGGUUAGGGAAUGUUUAAUUACUAAAUAUCCUUAAUCAAAAUUAAUUUCCGAUCCCUUGAUUAAAAGGGAAAACAGCUGACACAUUGCGUGAGCUUUCAUGACACACUUACGGCUAAUUUCCUGUCCGAAUCCGUAGCUGCAUUAGCAGGCAUCAUUGGAAACGAACGCAACGGGGAUUUGUGCUUUGCGUUGUAACCUGGCACGCACGUCAGGUUAUGGGGGCAGAAACGCAGUGACUGUACCUGCACAGGCAGAGCAUAGCACUGCGCUCAAGGUUUUAUUUUUUUUUCUUCCUCCACAUUGAAACAAAAAUCAAAUAUGAUCAAACGCUCCAUAGCAGGAGUUUGCAGUGGAACUGCAAUGUCGUGGUUUCUGGGUAGCCCUUGCUGCAGAUGUGAUGGGGAUCAUUGAACUUAAAGCAUUUUUUAAAAAAUUGCUACUUCACAUCAUUAGAAAGUGCCUUUAUGUAACCAAGAAAACAAAACUGUAAAGGGUUUGGACAUCUUUAUUUGCUAAAUUUUAGUAGAGAUUGGAGGAUCAGUGCUGAAAGAUUUGUUUUUCUGCUUAAUCAAACCCUUAUAAAUAGUGGCAGAGCACAGAUCUAUGCAUAGUGUCUAUAUGGUGCGUGUCUGCGUGAACAUGUAAGUAUAUAUAUAUGGACACAUAUGGACAUGUCAGUGUGAAUAUAUAUAUUUGUGUGUGUGACUGUGUGUGUAUAUAUAUGUGUGUAUAUACAUACAUACAUAUAAACAUAAUAUCAACCUGCUGGAAAUUUACAGCCUCCUUCCACCUUCACUCGGUAAACUCGGCUGAUCCAGAACGACGGCUGAUCCUCCUCCUGGAGCAGCCCUCAGGUACAGGUUCACCUGGGGAAUUUGCAACUUUUCACAUUCUUGCUUGGGGCACCCAGCAGAAGAUCAGUGGGGACAGGACCGAGGCCAGUAACAAGUUUUUCCCUAGCUUAUGAGACUUUUUUUUGGUCUUGUUUUGGAUUUUUUUGCAGGAGGGAAGGGUUGCAGUUACGAGAGUUUGGGGCCAUGUUAAAAAAAGCUUCCGAGCUCCAAGGCUCCUGCUAGGCUCCUGUGAAUAUACUUUGUCAGGGUAGUUUCACUCCGUGUUUCUUGUACAACUAUGGGCCUGUGGCUUUGUCACCAUCCAGUAAGACAAAGUGGGAAAAAAAACCUACUAUAAAGUUAUAUAUAGUUAUAUAUAUAGUUUUGUUGGCUUGAGGAAAAGACCAUCUGCUGUCAAAUGGUACAGGCUGAAAUCAGUUACUGCACUGUGAUCUGCUGCAUCUCAGAGUGGGUCAAAUCCUUCAGAGAGCAGAGAUCUUCCUGAGAUGCCUGUGGCUUGGCAGAUGCUCUCACAGCCUCCCAGGAGCCAAACAGUUGAUUCACCACCCUGGAGAAAAUAAAUAGGCAGAACAAAUUUAACAUGAAAUGAGUAAAUCCCCAUUUUAAGAGCAAACUUGACAUGAAAUGAGUAAAUCUCCGUUGAAGGGCAGCACGGCCCAUAUGCUGAAAUGCACUUGCUGCUUCCUCAGGGCGCUGCAAGCCAAAUGAAGUCACACACAGGCCCCCGUGCCAGUAUUUCUUUACCACUGGACCUGUGUUACUGCUUGCUAAUUGUCUUCCUCAUGUCCUUGAGAUCAAAAGUCUCCAGGUUGCCUGUGUCAGGCCCAUAGGCCACGUGGAUACACCUGAGUAUGACCUUCAGCACCUGGUAACACCAAUAAAUCUGUGCAAUGCCAUUAGAAAAUAGUGCUGGUGGUAAAAAUGUAGGUUUAAGAAUAAAUCAAAAAAAAAAAAAAAAAAAAAAUCCAGUGAGGUAUUCAUCUGCAAAUCUUCAAUACGGUUUUGCUUAACAGUCUGGGGAAUACAUUGAGGCUUGGUCCUGGUCCCACCGAAGGCAUUGAUAAAAUGCCUGGAGCAGUCUGCUCCUUGUUACUAAAGAUCUUCCGCUUGAAUACAAUCCACUGGAUCCAGGAGGAGGAUCAGUGAAUCUCCCCAGCAGGAAUGGUCAGUGGUAACCCACAUCCAUCACCUACAGGCAUGGCCUAUAUGCCACAUAUUUUGCACAGGCUCCUAAAGUUUGUAGCACGGUGAUGGGGAGAGAAACAUAUCUGACUGCUCUGCAGGACUGCGCUGCUACUCCUUGUCCCAUCGGACAGUUCUGUGUGGAAAUCCAUCCUUCUCCGUGGCUUGGGCAAUGCAGGGGAAAUGGUGGUGGUGAUAGAGCCACCCAGCACCCAGGUCCACAGCCCAGCUAGGGAGGAGAGUAGACAUCCUGCUGGGUAGUGAUUUGCACCCUAGUAAGGCUGUCCAGGGCACAAGCUUGCACAAGACGUUCAUGUGAAUCCUGCUUAUUUUCUACCCCCUCUACAGAAACAGCAUGUAUUUAAAGCUGUGAUCCCAAGGGAGGGAUGGACACACUGAGAGUCACGGUUGCUGUGCGGGGUUUUCUCAAUUCCUUCGGGAUGACUAGCAAUAUCACGGUCCCGGCAAAACUUGUCCUUCCCAUGCAGUGCAGGCAGGCUCUGUGCUCGGUGAGAGCCCUGAUUUUGGAUUUCUCCUGCCCAAAAUAGCAAAACCUUCCUCAGCCCAAGGCAUGGCUUGAGCAUUUCCUGAUGACUCAGAUUGGUCCCUUGGCUCCUGUUGACCUGCAGAUUCACAAGCAAGUCAUCAAAUGUAGGGACACUAGUACCUCUCAUGCUCUUGCUUCUGGGAACUGUCCUGCCUCACUGUGAGGAAAUGAGGAGCAGAUUUUGAUCCAGAAGUGCCAGAGCCUAACCACAGGGCAACCCUAAUGGCUAACAUGAAUAUCCCCUGAUGCAGCCCUUGACUUUGGCCCUCAGCAGACAUGGAGAACAGCUUAUUUCCUUUGUCUGUGCAGAGAUCUUUGGGUAUUUGAACAUUAUUUUCAUAUCCCUCGAGUCUGCUUUAAGCUGAACUCCUGUCCCUUCAACCUUUCUCCAAGAGCUGUGUUUCCAGUGUGGUUUUCAUCGCUGUCUUUGAACCACCACCAGCCAGUCCAUGCCUUUGUAGAAGUGGAGGGUGCUGGUGGCAGCGCUGCUGCAGAGCUGGCCUUGGCGUCACCUUCCCAGCCUGCUCUUCUUCAUGCCUCUUCCAUUAAGCUUCUUCUUCUGCCUCUUCCAAACAGCUUGGUCCUCCCUGAUGCCCCUGUUCCUGCAGACCUGGGGCUAGCCCCCCUCUGCAGAUUUACGUGUUUGCAGCUGGCAUCUUCCUGCCCUCACUCUGCACUUGUCCCCCCACCUGCCUUUUUUUGCUUUCCCACUGUGAUCCAGUUUGCCAAGAGGAUUUUGAACAACCAGCCAAUCUGCAGCAAAUUUGCAGCCUCUUCCUGCCGGGUGUCACCAUUACAUUUAAUAUGCACACACUGUUUUCCAUAGUGGCAGUCAAUAAUUGCAAUAUUGAUGAGUGCUAGAGCCAGGACAGACACUUGUGCAAUCAAUACAACAUUCUCAUCUGGCAGGGAGAGAGACAGGACAACCACUCUUCCUGCCAUUCUUCCAGUUCUGCUCAUCUGUCAGGCUUGAAACAACUUUAGUGUAUAAAAUGCUUUGCACUGGGGUUGGUUCAGGUUUGUCUCAGUUUCCUCCCUGUGAAAUGGGGACGAUCUUGCUUCUUUCCCAUUUUUUCCAAGUGCUUAGAUAUGUUCUUGGCAGAACUGCUCCAGUGUCCACCAGCCUGGUCUGAGCAGCACUGGGGAAUGCACGGUCACCUGCCACAUCCUGGUGAGCCUGGCUUGCUCUUCUGACACUGAGGAGAAGCGACCCUUGUUCUUCCACAUCCCACUCAAGCAGCCCACAGGAGCCAGCACAAGGCAGAUGGCUCUGAAAAUAUAAAGAUUAUUAUACGUGUCGAGUUGGGUUACUAUUAUAUAUGUGGAGCGGCUCACUUGCUCUAUUCCUCCUCCACUUCUUGACCUAUAAAGCCUUUAGGAUAUUGUGUCCUUCCACAGUCACUGCCACAAAGGUGUGACGAUUGCGCUUUAAUGCCUUUGCAGGAAUGACUCCAUUCAGGACAAUAAGAGAGGUCGCAUCUUUAUCGUAUCUGUUUGGGAAGGAAAAGGAGAGGGAGGCAACAUAAACACAACCACAAGCAGAACCCCCAUCACAAACAUCCCAAAUGAAGCUGACUGCUCAAGGAAUUUCAAUUAAACAGCAGGCAGCAUCAGCCAGGGAAGAAAUGCUAGCAAUAUAAUUAAUGCUUUGCUUCUUUUACAAGUUUGUAAUCCUCUUCACGGAUGAGACGGGUUUAGUUUUGUAGCUGAACUAAUCAUAAAUGUUGACUCUUUCAAUAAACUUUGCUGGAUAAAGUGCCCACCCUUACAUUUCUACUAUUACCAUUCAGGGCCAGGAAUGUCCCCAGUAAAAGCCAGAUUACCUUGUUGCUUGCAUUGCAUUCCUCUGGGAAAUACUUGAACUUAACUCAAGGCCAUAACCAGUCUGUGCUAUUAUGAAGUUUCUGGGAUUGGGCUUUUUUUUGUUUGUUUGUUCAUUUUUUAUGUACUAACUGUAUUUGUACUAGAAAAUUUUGGAGUAUGAGAUUGAAUCUGUAAGCAUUCUUCAGUGUAAAUGUUACAUCUGGACUGUAGUUAGAAUAUUAAACAUUGAUCAAAAGACAAAGAUACAUCAAUCCAACUCUGACUGACUCUUCCAUGUCCGUUACUAAUAAAAUGGAAUAAAAUUUACGUUUUUGUUACAA